Messenger RNA from Anarrhichthys ocellatus (wolf-eel), 5576 nucleotides. RefSeq names its product interleukin-1 receptor accessory protein-like 1. Gene Ontology annotation, biological process: negative regulation of exocytosis; signal transduction. The transcript is spliced from 12 exons. NCBI's taxonomy places the organism in Eukaryota, Metazoa, Chordata, Actinopteri, Perciformes, Anarhichadidae. Gene Ontology annotation, molecular function: interleukin-1 receptor activity. The coding region runs from base 531 to 2687 and encodes 718 amino acids. The record is from RefSeq and is a predicted model, not a curated record.
CUUGAUGCAUCUCGCGUUGACACAGCGGCACUUUGAGAGCGAGCGAGGGGGAGACGGCAUCCGAUGUGUCUUUUUCUGCACAUCACUUUGGAAAUUUGCGCUUGUUUAGUCCUGCUUGAAGCGGUGCUCACCUGCAGGACUGUGUGGCUGCGAGCGGCCGAGCAGCUGCUUUAACAGGAGAAUCAGACUGAUUGCCUCCUCUGAUUUAGCUCUUCAUUGAUUUUGUCGACAUCCCCCUGAUCACUGUCAUGGUUUUCUUCAUUUUCUUCUCUCCUGCUGUUUCAAAGUGACCGGCUGCAGGUGUCUCUGUGCUCCGAUUUGCGCCAGUCAACGCUGGCAAUAUGUAAUUUUGGGAUAGACGCUGCGUUUUUUUUUGGAGAAGUGGACUAUUUCACAGCUGGGAUCCCUUGUGUUUUUCUUUACUCUGUAGACCAGAACAGAUUGUGAUACACCGUGAUGGUGUGGGGCUAUCGGAACUGACAGCAGAGUACAAGCUAUCCUUUGGAAACUGCUUGUGGGACUGGUAAAAAAUGAAAGCUCCCAUUCCUCUUCUGAUCCUGCUUCAUGCCGUUGUGGUCCAUUGCCUGAAAGUGGUGUCGAAGAGAGGCUCAGUGGAAGGCUGCAUGGAUUGGUCAGUGGACUACCUGAAAUACAAGGUGCUUCUGGGGGAACCUGUACGGAUUAAGUGCGCUUUGUUCUAUGGAUAUAUCCGGGCCAACUACACCCAUGCGCAGAGCGCAGGACUUAGCCUCAUGUGGUACAAAAGUGCAGGACACGGGGACUUCGAGGAACCCAUCAGUUUUGACGGCACAAGGAUGAGCAAGGAGGAGGAUGCCAUAUGGUUUCGACCAGCAGAGUUGGAUGAUGUGGGUUACUAUUCAUGCGUAUUAAGGAACUCCACAUACUGCAUGAAGGUGUCCAUGUCCCUCACGGUGGCGGAGAAUGACACAGACCUUUGCUACAACUCCAAUAUGAGGUUAUUUGAGAAGGCAGAGCUAAGCAAAAGCAAAGACAUUACAUGCCCGGGCAUUGAGGAUUAUCUGCAUCCAGGAGUGGAGCCUGAGAUUGUGUGGUACAAGGAAUGCAAGCCAAAGCAGUGGAGACAAACCAUAGAAAGGAGGAAGGACACUCUGUCCAUCAAGGAAGUACGGGAAGACGACAUUGGGAAUUACACAUGCGAAUUACAGUUUGGGAACUUCGUGGUACGGAGGACGACUGAGCUGUCCGUCACAGCUCCCCUGACUGACAAGCCGCCGAAAAUCCUUUCCCCGUCGGAGAGCCAAAUGAGCGUCAUAGAGAUGGCAAUAGGAAGUCCUCUCAACCUGACGUGCAGAGCGUUCUUUGGAUACAGCGGAGACGUCAGUCCACUUAUCUACUGGAUGAAGGGGGAGAAGUUCAUCGAGGAUCUGGACGAGGAGCGGGUUCAGGAGAGUGACAUCAAGACAAUCCGGGAGCACCUAGGGGAGCAGGAGGUGUCCAUCUCUCUGACCAUCGACUCUCUGGAGGAGAACGAUCUGGGCAACUACUCCUGCUACGUGGAGAACGGCAACGGGCGGCGGCAGGCCAACAUCCAGCUCAACAAGAAAGCAGAGCUGAUGUACACUGUGGAGCUGGCCGGAGGUCUGGGAGCCAUCCUGGUGCUGCUCAUCUGUCUGGUGACGCUCUACAAGUGCUACAGGAUUGAGCUCAUGCUCUUCUACAGAAGCCACUUUGGCAGUGAGGAUAUAGACGGAGAUAACAAGGACUACGACGCUUACCUGUCCUACACCAAAGUGGACCCGGACCAGUGGAGCCAGGAGACCCGGGAGGAGGAGCGCUUUGCCCUGGAGAUCCUCCCCGACGUGCUGGAGAAGCAUUAUGGGUAUAAACUCUUCAUUCCAGACAGGGACUUGAUCCCCACAGGAAGUUUCACCAAUGAUCAUUUCCAGGAUGACACAAGACUACUUAGAGCCUACAUCGAGGACGUAGCGCGCUGCGUGGACCAGAGCAAGCGCCUCAUCAUCGUCAUGACACCCAGCUACGUGGUGCGGAGGGGGUGGAGCAUCUUUGAGCUGGAGACGAGGCUGCGCAACAUGCUGGUGACCGGCGAGAUCAAGGUCAUCCUGAUCGAGUGCGCCGAGCUGCGCGGCAUCAUGAACUACCAGGAGGUGGAGGCCCUCAAACACACCAUCAAGAUGCUGACGGUCAUCAAGUGGCGCGGGCCAUCCAGCAACCAGCUCAACUCCAAGUUCUGGAAGCAGCUGCUCUAUGAGAUGCCCUUCAAGCACAUGGAGCCCCUGAGCAUCUCCCACGAGCAGGUGCUGGAUGUCAGCGAGCAGGGCCCCUUCGGCGAGCUCCAGACCGUCUCGGCCAUCUCCAUGGCGGCGGCCACCUCCACCGCCAUGGCGACGACGCACCCGGACUUGCGCUCCACCUUCCACAACUCUUGCCACGCCCAGAUGAGGCAGAAACACUAUUACCGUAGCUACGACUACGACAUGCCACCCGGCGGCACUCUCCCGCCGCUGCCGCCGCUCGCCACGCUCGGCAGCCAGCACACCUACUGCAACAUCCCCAUGACGCUCAUCAACGGACAGCGGCCGCAGUCCAAGUCGCCGCGCCAGCAGAGUCUGGAGGAGGCCCACGGCAACAACGCCAUGCUGCCACUGCUGCCCAGAGAGACCAGUAUAUCCAGCGUCAUCUGGUGACAGAGACGGCGCCGAGCGCGAUGGACUGUGGAUCUAUAUGAUGUCCGUCACAGGGAGGACUCACAACUGGCACUUGGACCCUGAAUGCACCGGAGCCAGGUGGACCUGAAAGACACUAAGCUACUUGCUGCUGUUGAAUUUGCACCAGGAAACAUCAGGGGAGCGGAGGGGAGGGACGACAGGGCGUCAGACACACUUGACUCUUUGGGGGUGGAGGAGGUGGCAGAUUUUUGUUUUGUUUUGGUCCAAUAACAGCUUUUAUUGAAUAUGAACAAGAAAAAAAAGAAACAAGGAGAACUUUUUUGUAUGCCUGUAUAAACACUCACGUAACACAAGCCAACACCUAUGAUCAUUUACCCAGAAGGUUCAAGGAAUACAGGGUCCUGUACAUACGUUUUUCUAAUUCUUUGUAGCAUCAGUGUUUGGGACUUGUUACUACUUAUGUUUUAUCAUCAGUUGUUUUUUUGUUUUCAAUUUGUUUUGUUUUAGUUUGUACAAAAGUGAAGCAAUGGCCUGUGAGAUGUUUUGGAUAAACUGUUGUUAUCUUUCUCUUAAUUUGUUGGCUGGUGUAGUUUAUAAAGCUUUGGGUUUUUUUCGGGGAGGGGAUCAAAGUCGCAGCCUUCGGGAGAUGAGAACGAUUUGGUUUGUAUUUCAGGAGUUUCAUCUCCACCGGCUGCUGUAAAGGGUUGAGAAUCUGGACUCAACCAGAAUAUGCAAAAAUAUGGAGUCCAGAGAGCAGGGACACGAUGGGUUUCACAAAUGGAUCAUAUUCAAAUGCUUGCGGAAAAGUAAUAUCUGUGAAGGAGGAUAUGAAGAAUAUGGUGCUAGGCUUCACGUCUCUGUUUCUCUCACGAUAACAUUUACUUUAAGGAAAACAAAAAAAAACGGCCUUGCUAUUUACCUUAACAGAUGAUUAUAUCACCUAAAAUGAAUUAUGUGUAUUAUUUUCUGAAAAAAAGAAAAGUCUAUUUUUGUAACAGGGAUAUUUGCUUAGAGAUGUUAUAACUAUAAAGUUUCAGAUCGAAGGAAUUGGGGAAACAUAAUAAAAAAUAACAAUGUUUUCUUAUGUGGAACUGCACAGCUCACGGAAAUCAAUAGGUCAUUCACUAAAUGUCAUAUUACAAGAGAAAAAAACACUUUGUUGGUUGUUUUCGUCAUUAAAAAGAGGAGUUUUGACAUUUCAAACAAACCACGGAUUGCAGCUCAGCAGGCUUUUUAUGUUGGUUGAUUUCACAGGCAUCGCAGCCAUUCACAGUUGAUUUAACAAGGACGGCGCUGCGCUAUCGACAAUGUCAGUAUGGAUGUCAGAUGGAGGAGAGGGAAGCCAUGACGUCCAGUGUCACCUGAAGCAUUUACUCUACCUGGCUUCCUCUGAAGGACCAAACAAGGCUGUCCAGGGCUAAACAAGUAUCUCUGUUAUUCAUUUCCUCUCAAAUGACAGCUCGGUUAUUUUGUCUGCCAUUCCCCUUGUCAACGGAAACGAUUUAUCAGUUGAGUGGCGCUCUCCAGUAAAUGAAGUAUGGCUUUCACAUCUUGGUCCUGAACACUGAGUUCACUCUGGCACUGGUGUGGUGACGGGACGCAGAGUUUCAUUUCAAAACGAGUCUGAAAACAUCUGAAAGCCCAGAUAAAGCUGUUAAUGUUCAGUUAUUGACAUUAAAAAGUAACAUUUUAGAGGACGUAAUCAAUUGUAUUUCCAACCUACUGACCGAUAAUCAUCAUGGGUGGUGGAGUCUCCUCAAAACCAAUAGCCUUUUAGAAAGAAACCCAUCCAAAUAAGAUGUAAUUAAUGCUAAAGAGAGACAAGAAUGUAUUUAAAAAUACAAAUUAAAUCCUGGAGUUUAUGUAACCAUAAAUGCUACUUAGAGCAAGUUAGACCAAAGCAAGCUUCAGUGAAGUCACAAUCUCAAUCACAAAAUGGUCCUCUUCUUUUCCUCUGAGGGAAGCUUCCAUCUCGAUCGGUACGAUUUCAUCAAAUCAUACGAAACAAGAGCUAUAUCCACGUAUCCACUCAGACCUGCACUCACUCCUGCAGCUGUGCCAUAUUAUUUGUUUUUCAAGACACUAACCUCAUACUAAAAUACCUGCAGCAUCUCAUCACAUAGAGAUGUUUCAUUUAGUGCCAUAAAAUAUGCAAAGUGGUGAACUUGUAAACAAUAAAUGAAAAAUAGUGGUUUGCCCCCCGAUUCAUCUUCUUGCAAUCUUCAGUUGUAAAAAUGAAAUAUUUCAGAACAGGCCUGUGUUGGUUUUCAAGUGCUGGAUGCUGACAAAUUUGCAUUGGAAGGAGCAGUUCUUUAUUCGAGGUCUUUCAAUCAAUCAAUAGUUUGUUAGAGCCAGGCCUGUUUUUAUCCAGUUCAAUCCUUCCUUAUGAAAAGUAAGAUAUGGAUUACAUUCAAAGAGCAGCAUUCCUGAGCGGAGGCGUUGGUUGUGCUCUAUGACAUGGCAUUGUGUAAAUAUAAUCAAGAUGAUAGCGGGAUAUUAAGAUGAAGACAAUCGAGCCAUAUUCAUGAAACCAACGGUCAUUAUUCACAAGGCCUCUCAAAGCAGAAAUACUAAUCCUGACUGGUUAAUGCGUAGAAUCGAUGAGAUUGUGACAGGAGUUUGGCGUCCGCGCUCCUGCUUUGGGAAGCUGUGUGAACACAAACAUUUUUCUCAGUGGGCCGGUACACAGUUUUGUUUCAUGAGGAAUUGGAACAUUUGUGGCGACGUGAAGAUGAAGAUGAUGAUGAUGAUGAAUAACAAUGACAAUAUAUAGCACAGAAUUAUUCCAGGCACUUUCACGACUCUUGAGACGACGUCUCUCCUGUUUCUGAUUUAUUUUCUAUUAUGUAUCUGCAAUGUUCAUUAAAAGAGAUACUGUUGUUAUUAAUAAAACCACAUUUACGGUGA